GUAACAAGUGACGACCACCCUUUUCUCCUCAGCUUUCUGUUUUCAAGGUAGAUAGACUGGCACUGUGUACAUCAAUCGGUGCGGUGAUAUCACUGAGAGGUCACAGUUUUACAGGUCUCUGCAAGGUGUAUAGUGAACACAGCUGGUGGACAUUGAACCGAGGUAUGUGUUGGUGCUUUUGUUGGCGGGGUUUGUGCAUGCUGUAAAUGUGUAGCUAGCGCGAGCUAACCCGAAGACGUUUCUCCUUUCUUUUUCAACGUGGUGACGUGCGCUAGCCAUAUACAGUAGCUAGCUAACAGAAAAGUCACCAUGUUCGUUCACAAUAAUAGUAAUUUAGACCAAGACCGUGUCUGUCAGACUCCCAUUCUACUACUUAAAUAUUUGACAAGCAAACUGAGAAAAGUAGCUAGUUAGCUAAACGUGAGCAUGCUAACUUUAGCGAGUUAGCUAAUGUCAACUGCACUCACUAAAUGUCAAAUCGCUGAAUCAAUGACUUGUCAAUAGCGAGAUGCUUAUAAGUGCAGGUUGAUUUGUAGCCAUCUAUAUUCAAGUAAUAUUAACAAUUCAAGCUUGGUACAUUUCUGUCUUGGUCUUCCUUUCUCCUUUACUUGUCGUGAGUGUCAGCCAGUGAGUGACGCUGCCAAUAGCAAUGUCAGAAAGAAGCCCAUCUGUCAUCUUCUGCAACAGUCACGUACCUUAUUGCAAUAAUGCUUUGGUUCACUUUGUUGACUACAAUAGCUAUUUAUUUUCCCACGUUGUCUUACUGCCAUAUGUUGACAUGGGUAAAGGGAAGGAAGGUGUUACAAUGUAUUUGAUGGUCAGCUUUGUUUUCCAGUUGGCUUAGAUAUUAAUUUACAAAUGAUGUACUAUGGCGCAAUGACGUCUACACAAGUGGGAAUUGUAUAGUCAUAUCAAUUCAGACAUCUGUUUACUAUUAUGCGAAAACAACUGCAAAUUGUUUUGGAUGUGUUUAGGUUUACAACUUCAUUUGCAUAACAAAAUAUAGGAUACAUGCAACUCAUUCACUAUCCUCUCAUUGCACAUACCCUAAACAUGUUCCUUGAUAUGUUGCAGGCAGCUAGAAACCAUAUUCAUUUGAGGUAGCAGUAAUCAUGUUUUGAUCCACACAGCAAUGAGCUUACUUUGGUAACCUUCAGCUUGAAAGAACUGUUUAUCAUCUGAUUACCUAGGAAACCAAACAUCAUGAUAACUCCAAUGGCUGAAAGCUAGGCUAUUCAUGCCUCAGUUUGUUUAUUGUUGUACUGCCAGGCUCUGAUAUAGCUUUGGUCAGAUGAUUCAUUGCCUAGAUAUGCAUGUAAAAGACAGCCAGAAGGCCUAUUUGCAAACUGAGUGCUGGACUGCUCGUCAUUCAGGUUAAGUUUGGGCCUAAAAUGCUGAAAGAAGGUUCAGGAUGGCCACGUAAUUCACUUCAAUAAUGCUGAUGCAGUUUGGAGCAAGCUCCAUAGUCAGAGAAUUUGGUUAAUGCCUGACUUUCUGUAUAUAACAACAACACUACACCGUUACCUUCAUACAAUGACCAGUUGGUUUAAAUAGAAACAGCCCUGAUGAUAGCCUCCUUGUCCUAUAUUAUGAUUUGAGGAGGAUACUAGAGGUGGAGAGGGCCCCUCCAAUCAGGAGGUGUGUUUUGGCUGCGGAGCUAGGCUAAGUAGAGGUAGAGAGUUAUAAAUGGAUCAGAGAGGUGGAGGGCUUACCGUGCUAUCAGGGCUUAGUCCUAGCUGGGAAGGAGGAGUUAUCUUUUAUCAUUUGCCUUUUGAAUUCUGCUGGAGUCACUAGGCUCUAUGAGCUGGUUGAAUUCAUCCACAUGGCCUAUUUUGUCUUUUCUAAUGCUACAGGGCAAAUUCUAUUUUUAAAAAAUCACGUGAGAAAGUCUUUGUCAAAUGUGCAGAGAAUAAUCACAUCUAACGAACACUUGUUUCUGUUGUCCGGUGGUCUCAUAGUAAACUCAAGGAUGUCUCGAGAUCUGUCCCUGGACAUUAACAUCAAGGAGCCGCGAUGGGACCAGAGCACAUUCAUGGGCCGCGCCCAGCACUUCUUUUUCGUCACCGACCCCAGGAACAUCCUCAAGUCCUCUAAGACCCUGGAGGACGCACGGGUCACUGUGGAGAACUACAGGUACAGGGGAGGGAGAGGAGAGGAGGUGUAAUGGGGGAAGAGAGACAGGACACAUAAGGGAGGAGGGUGGUUGAUCCCGGGAACAUUCUAAAGUCCUCUGAGAUGCUGGAGGACACACCGGUCUCUGGAGAGAACUACAGGUAUGGAAAGGUGGUGGAGUGAGAGAUUCAUGUGAUGGGGGAUGAGAGGAGAGGUAUGUAGGGGUGGUAUGGUGUGGGUUAUAUUAGAGGGGUGGUGUACUGUGGCCUAAAAUAUGAAGGGUAAGAUGGAAGUUACCCUGGCCCCUGGGGAGGAAUUCCUUUUCAUUCAUGUAUGAGCAUGGACUCAAUCGACAGCAGUGUCUCUAGUCUAAACUGAGGAGUUUAAGGAGCUAGCUAGUUGUCGCCAACCUGAUAUCUCUCUUCUCCCCCCAUGGUGUAAUAGGAGAAAGAAACAGACAGACCACUAAUUAGGCUUGUAGGCUGCAACAUCUGUCAUACCGGUUUCUCUCUUACAUCAGAGAUGAACUAAAAACACGAAAAUAAGACUAAGCUGUGUCUUUGUUAUAAAGAAAUGCGGAAAUGGGCAUAUUCCAUCAAAACAAUGUACUUAUAGUAUGCUUUACGGGCCGCAGUGGAGAGGGUGAAAAGCUUUAAGUUCCUCAGAGUGCACAUUACUGACAACCUGAAAUGGUCCAGCCACGCAACGCCUCUUCAACCUCAGGAGGCUGAAGAAAUUUGGCUUGGCCCCUAAGACCCUCACAGACUUCUACAGAUGCACCAUUGAGAGCAUCCAGUCGGGCUGUAUCACCGCCUGAUAUGGCAAUUGCACCGUCCGCAACCGCAGGGCUCUCCAGAGGGUGGUGCGGUUAGCCCAACGCAUCAGCGGGGGCACACUGCCUGCCCUCCAGAAUGUCUACAGCAUCCGGUGUCACAGGCCAGGAAGAUCAUCAACGACCUCAGCCACCUGAGCCAUGGCCUGUUCACCCCGCUGCCAUCUAGAAGGCGGAGACAGUACAGGUGCAUCAAAGCUGGGAACGAGAGACUGAAAUGGCAAGAAUCAGACAAGCUAACAGGCAGGCCACAAACGGGUAAAUAAGGAUGCACAACGGCAUCUCGGAGUGCACAUCUCGUCGGUCCUUGUCACGGAUGGGCUAUUGCAGCAAACGACCACACCACUCCUAUCAGCUAAAAACGAGAAGCGGCUCAAGUGGGCACAUGAUCACCAACACUGGACAGUUGAGGAGUGGAAAAACAUCGCCUGGUCCGACGAGUCCCGGUUCCUGUUGAGGAUUUGCCAUAAGCAGCAUGAGUCCACGGCCCCAUCCUGCCUGGUGUCAACAAUACAGGCUGGUGGUGUAAUGGUGUGGGGAAUGUUUUCCUGGCACACGUUAGGACCUUUGAUACAAAUUGAGCAAUGUUUCUAUGCCCCGAAGAAUUCCAGAUGUUCUGGAGGCAAAGGGGGUUCUGACCCGGGACUAGAUGGGUGUACCUAAUAUAUUCCGGACUCUCCGGACUCUGACAUUGCUCGUUCUGAUAUUUCGUUUUGGGAUUUAUGUGUAUUGUUAGGUAUUACUGCACUGUUGGAGCUAGAAACAUAAGCAUUUUGCUGCACCUGAGAUAACGUAUGCAAAAUAUGUGUACAUGACCAAUAUAAUUUGAUUUGUUAAAACAUUGUAGGUAGGGUAAGCUUUAGCCUAUAUUUAUUUUAGCACGUUUCUGUGAAUCAAAGAUCGCAAUUAGUUGCCCUGAUGCUAAGAAUGUAUAUGUUUCAUUCAUGCAUUCAUUGUUUAGAGGAUGUGCUUGUGUCCAGGUUAGGAGUGGUGAAGCCAGGUCUGACAGAAGAUGAGCUGUGGAGAGCCAAGUACGUCUAUGACUCUGCCUUCCACCCUGACACCGGAGAGAAGAUGGUGGUAGUGGGGCGUAUGUCAGCGCAAGUCCCCAUGAACAUGACCAUCACCGGCUGUAUGCUCACCUUCUACAGGUACCACUGGGUUGGAUGACGUUUUCAAUUCAAUACAUGUUAAACACAAUUUGUGUAUAGUGUAAAGUGCAUACAUAAAAACAGACACAGAGCAGCAUACUACAAGAGGAAUAAAAACAUUUGAUGAGGUGAAAUGUUAAGAAUGUUGUAGAUCGAAAUGUAGAGGCACAUAUCAGAGAGAUGCGGCAGGGAUAUUUCAACAUUCUUCAUGAGGAUUAAAUCUCCACCCACACUGUGCUGUGAAUGCUGUCGAUGGUGCAUGCUGUGAUGUAAUGCUGGCGCUUUCUGGCUUAACUUGAUCAAAUGCACCAUAUGGGGAGCUCAUCCUCUUCUCUCUUGCUCUAUAGUACGCUAUGCCAGGAAUUUUUCUAGGACAAAAAAGUGCAUAGAAUCGCGUAAAAUAAAUGUAGCAUGUUAGAAUUGUCAUUUUACUCACUUAAUGGCGUAAACAACCUAUGCAGUUAACUUUCCCGAACAGUGUGGUCUCAGCUGAAGACUGGGCUCCAUGGUAGUGUUCUGUGUGUUAGGGCGGCAGGUAGCCUAGUGGUUAAGAGCUUUGGGCCAGUAAUCGAAAGAUUGCUGGUUCGAAUCUCAAUGCCGACUAGGUGAAAAAUCUGUUGAUGGGCCCUUGAGCAAGGCACUUAACCCUAAUUGCUCUGGAUAAGAGCAUCUGCUAAAAUGUAAAACAUUUUUAUUUUUUUAUCUUGAGGACAUGGGAAAGGAAAAUUCCUAAGCCUUUUAAUGAGGGUCAGGACACAGCUAUUGGCCUUGCAGCGGGUGGAUGCCUUGGAUUGUUAUCAUGUUCUCAGUCUGCAUACCUUCCACUGGGCCUCUACAUCCCUGCUCAGAGGGCAAGACCGGAGUAGCACACUGCAGAUAUUGUUGUGUGAAUGAAAGUGAAGUGCAUACAAUCAUAGUCACACUGUAAAUUAUGGAAACAGUGCACAGAAGUGGAAAGCGACAUUUUGAGCUGUUUACAAGUCGUGAUUUAGCUUUGUUUGAAUGAUCAAUUCAAGCAAUCUGCCUCUGAAUUAAAUAUUUGACCUCUGGCCUGCUAGCUCCCCUACCUCUACGGAAGCACAGUUCCCGCUCAGCCCAGUCAAAGCUAUUCCGGAAACACUUGAAACCCUACCUCUUUAAGAAAUACCUGGAAUAGUAUAAAGUAAUCCUUCUACCCCCUCCCCCAUCACCCCAUAAAAACAAAAAAGGGGUUGUCCCACUGGCUAUCAUAAGUUGAAUGCACCAAUUUGUAAGUCGCUCUGGAUAAGAGCAUCUGCUAAAUGAUGUAAAUGAAAUGAUUCAUGCUUGUUCACACUCUCUCACUUUCCCCCUUUCCUUCUCUCACAUCUCUCCUUUCCCUCCCCUUCUCUCCCCCUUCUCCCUCUCACCCCGUCUUGACCCUCUCUCCUCCAGGACGACUCCAGCGGUGGUGUUCUGGCAGUGGGUUAACCAGUCCUUCAACGCUGUGGUCAACUACACCAACCGCAGUGGAGACGCUGCCCUCACCACCAAGUAGGGAAUGGGACCACUAACACCACAACCACAUUACUAACCCAGCCCUGCUGAACCUGUACUAGGAUGCAUCGCAUAGCCUUAACUAGCUUCCUCUCCUCAUCUGCUUUCCUUCAUCAGUACUGAUCUGAAAGGACAUGGAUAGGUGGAAGCAAAUCCCCGUAACACGUCCCAUCUGUUGCUUUCACCUGUCUUCUCUUUUCCUAUCGGUGCAGACAAAGGAAAGGAGGCAAGGAGAGAAGACUAUAGUAGACUAUUGAGAUGCACCCCUAGCUCUGUAUGGAGGCCUGCAGGGCAAAGCAGAGGCUAGCCAGUGGAACCCCAGUCCACUACACUCCUCCUCUUACAGCGGUAUUACACCCCACUCUUUAGUUCAGCAUGCUCCUCCAUUCCAACUGAAAGGCUGUAGCUGGUAGAGGAAGCAAGGUAUUUGCAUACGUCUUUCUGGUCUGGGGCCAUAUGUAUCAAGCGUUUCAGAGUAAGAGUGCUGAUCUAGGAUCAUGUCACCCCCCCUGUGCAUAUAAUCCCAUGCAUUGUGAUCUAAAAGGGAGAACGGAUCCUAGAUUAGCACUCCUACUCUGAGGCUUUUGAUACAUACAGCCGGUGGUGGAGAGACUGUACAAACCAGGGCUGUAUCUCAAAAGCUGGUAGCGUCUUCCUCUCUUACGUCUGCACCAAUCUGAAAACACAUGAUCGGUGAAGGGUUUACACUAUGUUGCUAUCAGAUUUCACCUGUCAAAUCAGUGCAGAUGAAGGGAAGAAUACAAGGACAGGAUUCCACUUUUAGACUAUUGAGAUGCACCCACUCUAACCAGGACACAUGAGGAAUGGGAGCCCACGAUGCUGGUGCUCUUCAGAAACCAUCAUGGAACUAGCAUGUAAAGACUGGGGGCCAUUCAUGAAUCUCUCUACACAAUAAUGACUUGAACUGUACAUCAUCAUGUCUUUGCCUGACUUGUCAAGUUUCGGUGUUCAAUGAAUGUUGCUUAUGACUUGACGGCCUUGACUACAUUCCGUAUGCAUUGUGACCUGAGACUUCUGUAUUUAGGAUCAUUCUGUCUGUGUAUCAGACUCGACUCUGGUAAAUGCCUGGAACGGCUCAGUAAAUUGUGAGAUGUAAAUGUCUUUGUGUGAUGUUCUGUCAGUCAGCUGGCUGCAGCGUACGUCAGUGCCACCACAGGAGCCGUAGUCACAGCCCUGGGACUCAAGUCUCUAGCCAAGGUACUGGACUGUCUCUGGAUCAUCUUAGUUCAAGUUGAUUUACACUUCGCACAUUUGCUUUGCAUUUUUUGGGCGCCGUGAAAAAUCUACAUUGAAACAAACUCUCUCCCCAGCGCCUUCCAGCCGUCAUGAGCCGGUUCGUCCCCUUCUUUGCUGUAGCGGCUGCCAACUGUAUUAACAUCCCCUUCAUGAGGCAGAGGUGAGCUAGAGUUUAGACACCACAACUCUUGAGGUCUUUCUAACUAGGGACAAAGGUUUUCCUUAGCAUUAUCGUUUUGGUCAGCUCUGAGGGGUUAGGACUGGGUUGCUGUCAAACACUUUUGUUUCAAAUUGAUUUGCAAAAGAACGUUAUACAAAUGAGAUUGAUUAAUAUUGCCAUGACAGGUUUGGUUGAAUUCCAUCCUCUCCCUCUUCUUAGGGAGCUGAAGUACGGCAUCCCAGUGACGGAUGAGAAUGGGAACCGGUUAGGAGAGUCCGUCACCGCUGCCAAGUCAGGCAUCUUCCAGGUGGUGGUGUCCAGGAUCGGCAUGGCUGUGCCAGCUAUGGGUAAGCACUGUGUUUCACACAUGAUGGGUUGAACAUUGUUUUGUUUUAUCUGGUGGGACACAGCGCAAAAAAGUUUGGGAACCACUGGGCAAGGAGUUGACAUACAGUUUCAAACCAGAUCAAUUGGUCAUGUGUAAUUUGGUCCGAAACUCACUAUCCUCACACCAGUACUUCUGGGAAAGAUGAUUAGCAAAGCCUCCUUAAAACCGUAGAUGACUAUCAGAAUCAACAAUGUGUUGUGAAAUAACAGAAAUGUUUUCUGUCUGUGUUUGUCUGUCUGUCCACAGCUAUCCCCCCUGUGAUCAUGAACGCCCUGGAGAAGAAAGCCUUUAUGAAGGUAAUGUUACAACAGCCAGAUGCCUGUCAUGCUUUCUACAGCAAAUGGGCUUACUGGAGCUGGUUCUACAGUCAGUGUGUGUAGAGGAGAAUCUGUGGCGUGUAGCCACUGUUUUACAAGGCCCACCCUAUAUUUGGAGUUCAAACCAAACUGUAUGGUUCAGCCAUGUAAAAUAUGCAACGCAAUUUGUUUGGAAAUCCAGGCUUCUGUGCCUCGUCUGUCUGUCUAUCCUGUGCUGAUCCAGUAAAUCUCUAGCCUGGUCCCAGAUCUGUUUGUGCUGUUUUGACAAUUACCAUAUGAAUAAGCAAGAUGGCACAAACAGAUCUGGGACCACGCCUGUAAAUCGCUGCAAUACUGUCAGUGUAACGUCUGUAUACUGUUAAAAAAUAUAUUUAAAAAAGAAUGAACAAUUGCUUCAGGUUGGUGUCUCUCUCACUUUGUUCUCUCCUCAGCGGUUCCCAGUCCUAAACGCCCCAGUACAGGUGGGACUGGUGGGUCUGUGGUAAGUAUCUAUCUAUAGUUAAUGUUACAGUAAACAGUUUGUUUGGUACAUGUUUCAUCCACGUUAUCUGUUAUAAGUCCUCUCGCAAUGACAUGCACUGUAAGCAAACUAACCAUAACAUUUAAAAUGGACUGGAGCUCUUAAACUGAACGUCGCGAUUGCAUACCAUGUGUAUUGCACGGUUUACUUAAACUCUGGUUGAACAAAACCUCCCGUCUCUCUUUCAGCCUGGUGUUUGCCACUCCUCUGUGCUGUGCCCUGUUCCCACAGAAGAGGUACAUUAUGGCCAUCUGUUAUAUACCUUAGAUAUAGACCGUGGAUCUGCUUUUCCUACACAACUGUCUAAUCAAUCAUUUUAUCUCUCUUUCUGUCUCCCCUUCUCUCUCUCAUCAUCUCUCUCUCCCUCUCUCUAUAUAGUUCUAUGGCUGUGAGCAGCCUGGAGCCAGAUCUACAGGAGAGGAUACGACAGAGCAGUCCCCACACUACUACAGUCUUCUUCAACAAAGGCCUGUAGGACCACCCAACCACACACACCACAGACCAGCCCCCUCUGUUGGCUGGAGCCUGCUAGCACAGCUAAGCGGGCAAAGAGAAUAUUAUAUUUAUGCUUAUUUUUGUAUUUACCUGUUUGUUUACUAUGAUGUUUGUUAUAGGCUUUAGGAUUUGAUUUGAUUAGGGAGAGAUGAUGGUGAGGGGUGCGUCUCAGUCCUACAAAGUUGCUUCCUUUCCUUGUCUGGUGUGUUUAUCCUCCCAGAGAUUGUGGCUGUUUAGUUACUGACUGCUCUACUCCAAUCACCACUAACUAGAUACGUAUUCAACCCCAG
Messenger RNA from Coregonus sp. 'balchen', 9037 nucleotides. The record is from the annotation of a GenBank genome assembly. Lineage: Eukaryota; Metazoa; Chordata; Actinopteri; Salmoniformes; Salmonidae.